Molecule: messenger RNA, 576 nt
Organism: Trichogramma pretiosum
Lineage: Eukaryota; Metazoa; Arthropoda; Insecta; Hymenoptera; Trichogrammatidae
Product: turripeptide Ici9.2
Exons: 3
Coding region: 171-422 (83 amino acids)
Molecular function (GO): serine-type endopeptidase inhibitor activity; protein binding
Source: RefSeq, a predicted model, not a curated record
UAUAAUGACUCCCACCAAGAUCGGCGCUUGCCUUCUUGAAUCAUAUUUCGAGAGCUAAUAUUCUGGAGACCAGCGAGUCUUGUUUAUUUGAGUUCUUCCAGUUGUUACACGUUAAUGUAGUGAAAAGUUUUCGUUAAAGUGAACAUUGAGAAUCGAUUUCUUUUGUAACCAUGUCAAAACUGAUUGUGAGUUUAGUAGUGAUUGCAGCACUGACGUUAGCUGUGUCUGCUUCGCGUGAAGACGUCGAGGAUCCGAAAAAAGUUUUGCCCGAAGGAUGCAUGUGCCGAGGAACGAAUCAAUACGAUCCGGUUUGCGGUAACAACGGUGUAACAUAUCCGAAUCUGGCCACACUUAGAUGUGCCAACGAUUGCGUUAAAUACACAGGUAUUCAUCACAUGCAUCAUGGCCCUUGCAAGACGUAAAAAUUCGAUGGAAGAAUCCACCAUGAAUUACGGAAUUGGCGCACUUGUGUCGAGUCGAAUGAUCAAUUUAUCGAAUCCUAACAACUACUAACGUCAGUGCUGGCACGGUUAAAAAUGUAUAAAUAUAUUGAUAAAAUAUGCAAAAUAUAAUAAA